AUGGCGGGCAUGGCGUUGAAGAUCUGGGUCCUGCUUGUGCCCGCCUGGGCCCUCCAACCCAAGGAGUUGGAGGAUUGGUUCGCUUCGCCGAGCGGGCUGGCGAUGACAACGAGCGAUGCAGCCGCUGCUGCGAAUCAGCACUGGAACGCCCUCGCCCAGUGCGGAGUGGAAAUCAGGAACCUGCAGGCUCUCAAGGACACGUUGUCUGACCGAAACUCGAUCGAUCUGCCACUGCCGGACAUUCGUUCUCAGAUCAUCCAGUUGGCGGAGCAGCACAUUGCGUCGGAGAAGUUGCAGCAGUUGUACAGGGUCUUGUCUUCCGGAUACACCCUGAGCGGUGGCCUGGCGCUUCCAAAGGACGAGGCACAGACCAUGAUGCACCUCCUGGCCUUGAAGAAGGCGGAGCCCGAGCAGCUCAAGGCACUCUACCAGGUCAUGUACGGCUAUUCUGGGCUCGGCUUCGCGAAGUCCGUGGCGCAGACCACGUCCAUUCAGCUUGCCCAAGCUGGAGCGGAUGCAUCCCAGUUCAAGGCGACCUACCUUGCCACGGUACAGAAGGGCCAGGCGGCCGCCAUCACCGAGGCCUCGAAGGCGGCGGUGGCCCACGACCUGGCAGGUCUGGUGAGGCGCUAUGCCUUGGAUGCCAAGCCUUACACCGCCAGUGAGUUCCUCCAGCACUACGGCGAAGGCGGCUGGCUCGACCAGUGGCUCGAUAGCCCUUUGGAGAAGCGGGUCUCCAACGACCGGCAAGCCUACACCGCCAACCAGUUCUCCAGGCACUUCCCUGGCAGCUGGGAGGCCAUGUACAAGCAAAGCCCGGAGGCCACGCAGCUCCGCCUCGCCCAGGACGGCAAGACCUACUCCAUGCUUGAGUACCAGCAAUACUAUGGCGACCAGUGGCAUGAUCAGUGGAGCGUCUCACCUGAGCUUUCCUGCAAGGAAUGCGCACCAUACGUCGGUGUCUUCGCAGUGCUUGUUUGA
Symbiodinium natans is the source of this 981-nucleotide messenger RNA. Lineage: Eukaryota; Dinophyceae; Suessiales; Symbiodiniaceae. The record is from the annotation of a GenBank genome assembly.